AUGGAUGAUAUAGACCAAUCAGAAAUAUAUGAUCCUUCGAUAAAUUCAUUCAGUCAAGUUGGUUCUGUUAUUGAUCAUGCUUUGUUCUUGCAAAGUGAGAUACAAGGUUGCCUUGAUGUUGGUGACCCUAACUAUGAAUGUUCAAUUUGUGGCGCGUGUUUCUGGUUAUUAGAACGUGUUGAAAGAGAGUCUACAGUUAGUCGUCCUAUUUUUACUGUUUGUUGCUCAAAGGGAAAAAUCCAGUUACCUUAUCUUCAAAGGCCCCCAGAUCUGUUAUAUGAUUUGAUCAAUGGACAUGAUAGCAAGAGUUUGUAUUUCCAAAAAAAUAUUCGAUCUUAUAACAGUAUGUUUGCCUUCACGUCUCUUGGCGGUAAGGUAUUGGAUUAUGUGAAUGAUGGGAGGGGUCCACCGCAGUUUAUAAUAAGUGGUCAAAAUUAUCAUCGGAUUGGAAGUUUGCUCCCAGUUGCUGGUGAGAAGCCUAAAUUUGCACAGUUAUACGUAUACGACACUCAGCAUGAGAUAAUGCAUAGGCAGCGAAUUUUUGGGCAAACAUCUGAGAUAGAUAAAGAGUUGAUAACUGAGUUGUUGCAAAUGAUCGAUACUCAUAAUGUCAUAGCACAGUCUUUUCGAAGAGUUAGAGAACUAUAUGAGUGUCAUCCAUCUGAGAUUUUCUCAUUGAAGUUGUAUUCGCAACGGAACGUUGAUCGAAGAAUGUACAGUGCUCCCUCUUGCGAUGAAGUUGCUGCUUUGAUUGUUGGAGAUUUUGAUUCGUCGGACCAUGGUCGUGACAUUAUUCUGAACAUUGGUUAUCGUGGUGAACAGCGCGGAUAUGUUCCUGGAAGGAGAACAAGAGUUUCCCUCAGGGAAUUCAUAUGUUUUCGUCUCCAGAUUAGGGAGCACGAAGAUGGAAUUAUUCACAAGUCUAGGCGGUUGUUUCAACAAUUUGUUGUUGAUUGUUUCACGAUGAUUGAGUCGCAGAGGUUGUAUGAGAUUAGAAUGAAGCAAAGUACAAUUAGAGGAGAAGUCCUUCAAGGAAUAGAGGAGGCUAUGCGUCGUGGCGAUGAUGAGGCUUCUUCAAUUGGGACACGAAUCAUUUUGCCUUCCUCAUUCACUGGUGGUAGACGUUAUAUGUUUAAUCGUUGUCAGGAUGCCAUGGCGAUUUGCAAACAUUUUGGGUAUCCAGAUUUGUUCCUCACUAUUACGUGUAAUCCAAAUUGGCCUGAGUUUCAGCGGUUCACGGAGCGGGAGCGAAUUUCGAUCGCUGAUCGUCCUGAUAUCUCUUGUCGUGUCUUUCAUGCCAAGUUGAAGUGUCUCCUUAGUGAUCUCAAGGAAGGUGUGUUUUUUGGUCCACUUAAUGCAGGUUUGUAUACUAUUGAGUUUCAAAAAAGGGGUUUACCGCAUGCACACAUGCUACUGUGGCUUAAUGCGGAAAGCAACUUACAAAGUGUUGAAAUUGUGGAUGAAUUCAUCUGUGCCGAGCUACCCAAUCCCCAGAAAUUUCCAUCUCUUUAUAAUGGUGUCACGAAGUACAUGAUCCAUGGUCCCUGUGGUCCACUUAGACCGAGUUCUCCUUGUAUGAAAGAUGGUAAGUGCUCAAAAUUUUAUCCGAAAAAAUUCGUUGACCAAACAAGCUUUGAUGAAGAUGGCUAUCCAAUAUAUAGACGUCGUAAUAUGGGUGUCACAGUGAAGAUCAAUGAUGUCGAUAUCGACAAUAGAUUUGUUGUGCCCUAUAAUCCACUGUUGUUAAUGAAAUACCAAGCUCACAUAAAUCUCGAGUUCUGUAACAAGUCAAAUGUUAUCAAGUAUCUAUUUAAAUAUGUUAACAAGGGUCCAGAUCGGGUGACCGCAACUGUUGGAGAGAGAUAUGAUGUUGGUGAAUCUUCUCAAGUGGUUGAUGAGAUCAAACAGUAUUAUGAUUGUCGUUAUUUGUCACUGUCUGAAUCCAUGUGGAGAAUUUUUGCUUACGAUAUUCAUCAAAGAUGGCCGUCGGUACAGAGGUUGACUUUUCACUUGCCCAACCAGCAACAUGUUGUAUUCGAUGAUGCUGAUAUCACUACUCAUGUUUAUUUGCGCAACAAAGAUUUGUUGACGAUGUUUACGGGUUGGAUGAUGGCCAACAGGCGGUUCUCAGAGGGGCGGUCUCUAACAUAUGUUGAAUAUCCAGGCAAAUUUGUCUAUUGUUUGAGGAGCAGGGAGUGGAAGCCAAGACAAAGGGGAUUUUCAAUUGGAAGAUUGAGUUUUGCUCAUCCCUCAUCUGGUGAACUUUUCUACAUGCGGAUGCUUUUGAAUGUCCAGAGAGGUUGUACUAGCUUUCGAAGUAUAAGAACCGUGAAUGGUGUUACAUAUGAUACAUUUCAAGAGGCAUGUUCCGCCAUGGGAUUCUUGAUAGAUGAUAAUGAGUAUGUUUCUGCUAUUAAGGAAGUUGCCGAGUUAGCGUCGGCUGCGCAGCUAAGGAGGCUUUUUGUGAUGUUGCUGUUAUCUGGUUCCAUGGGAAGACCUCUGUUAGUUUGGGAGCAAACUUGGACUUAUUUGUCUGAUGAUAUUCUUUACCGUAGAAGACACGAGCUGCAAUAUCCUGAUCUUACUAUGAGUCAAGACGAGUUGCAGACGUUUUGUUUGUUGGAGAUUGAGAGACUAUUGCAGAGUAAUGGAAAAUCAUUGAGAAAUUAUGCUGGCAUGCCCGUUCCUAAUAACUCUUUAGUCUCUCAAUUUAGCAAUUUGAUGCUGCUGCGUGAGUUGCAGUAUGAUACUGUUUCUUUGUCUCGUGAGCAUGAUGCAGAUCUCUUAAAGUUAAAUGAAGAACAGAGGGUGGUCUACGAUAAAAUUAUUGACUGUGUUUCGAAUAAGAAGGAUGGGUUCUUUUUUGUGUACGGGUUUGGUGGCACUGGAAAAACUUUUUUAUACAGAGUUUUGUCAGCUAGAUUGCGAUCUGAGAAAAAGAUUGUUAUCAAUGUUGCUUCUAGUGGUAUUGCUUCUCUGUUGUUACCUGGUGGUAAGACGGCUCAUUCUAUGUUCAAUAUUCCUGUUGAUCUGACUGAAGACACUGUUUGCCGGAUUAAGAAUGACAGUCCAAAAGCUGAGGUAUUUCGGUUGGCCGAUUUGAUUAUUUGGGAUGAGGCACCGAUGACUAACAAAUUAGCAUUUGAAGCGCUUGAUAGGACGUUGCGUGAUAUAAUGGUUUCAGUCUCUGAUAGGAAUAAAGAUUUACCUUUUGGUGGGAAGGUGGUUGUUUUGGGUGGUGAUUUCAGGUAG
Messenger RNA from Arachis stenosperma, 3252 nucleotides. RefSeq lists its product as uncharacterized. Gene Ontology annotation, biological process: telomere maintenance; DNA repair. Gene Ontology annotation, molecular function: DNA helicase activity. Lineage: Eukaryota; Viridiplantae; Streptophyta; Magnoliopsida; Fabales; Fabaceae. The record is from RefSeq and is a predicted model, not a curated record. The transcript has 6 exons. The coding region runs from base 1 to 3252 and encodes 1083 amino acids.